This is a messenger RNA of Pungitius pungitius (ninespine stickleback), 1957 nucleotides long. RefSeq names its product centromere protein V (gene cenpv). The transcript has 5 exons. Gene Ontology annotation, molecular function: carbon-sulfur lyase activity. The coding region runs from base 1373 to 1780 and encodes 135 amino acids. The record is from RefSeq and is a predicted model, not a curated record. Lineage: Eukaryota; Metazoa; Chordata; Actinopteri; Perciformes; Gasterosteidae.
AUUUUUUAGACAACCAUAAGUGUUCUCUCAAAGCAUAAGGCAAUUAGAUUUAACGAUGUAUCCUCAUUCAACCGUGUGAAAACAUGAUAAUGAUGGCAGUCGAGUGACGGUAGUGGGGGUGGCCGUGACCCGUUCUGGCUUAUCAGAAUGUACAUACUGUACAGAAACACUGCCAAGUCACCAGUCCCAUGAGAAAAAUGCAUGGCAGGUGUUAAGAAAGCAUUCACAAGCCCAUUGUGUUAAUGUGGUAGCACAAGUCUUACACUUCUGAGACUUCUCUCAUUAUUAUGUUUCCAGCCUUGUGGGGACAGUUCCUAGUUAGUUCAUAGGAAGCAACGUGAUGGAAGUUUUCAGACCCUUUUAAACCCUUUUCCAUUCUUUAAAUAUUUGUCCACAUUCAUCCGUCUAAAAAACAUGUUGAUGAUAGCAGUAGAGUGACAACAAGGACUUGAUCUCUUACGCAUAAGCAUUGAGUUUGAACGCCAGGUAUGUGGUCGACGCCCAGGUGAAACUGGAAAAACAGUGAUAUGUUUUUGUGACACGUGUCAGGAAGUUUCGACCAAGCUUGUUAAACAUACUUCUUCAUCUAAGAUUUUGGUCUAUGGUCCUCAAAGUUGGUUAAAGAAACCAACAGAGGACCCUUUCAAGAUAUUCUAAAAUGUUCAUAAAUGCUCAUAUUCUAACCAGUGAUUUGUUGCUUCACUUUUAGCGCCUAUUACAAAAGAAAAACUCAGAUGGGGGUCUGUAGUCUAAUGGGAUCUUAUUUUUGGGGUCAUAGAUAUGAUGCAGCUGAGAGUCCUAACUUAUGUAUUUGGGUCACAGCAUUCCCUUGUCCCACCCUGCCAGCAACCCUGUCAUAUGAUACCCAACCCGUGAUGCACGCAACUACUUUCCAACACAAAACUGGGCGUCUGGCUGAACUAGUUCCACCUCUGAGGAAUGUGUUUGUGCAAGUGUUCUGUACUUUGCUCUUGCCCAUGACUUUGAGUCAUUAUGGACCACUUCAAAGUGUUCUAGUUAAAGCAAUCUUUAAAGCAGGGCAUAGUCCGAGCUGAUUAUUGUGGAAGCUGACUCCAUUAUCACAUGAAAUAAGUGUCAGUGGCUCGGGGCAAACAAACUCCCCAAACUUCCCACUUUUUAAAUGUACUGCAUAUUCAAUGUCAACAGCUUUGAUUGGAUCAAAAGCUUGGGAGCUUCAAUGUAAAUGUUCCCCUCAUCAGUGGUCACCUGGUUUAUUGUUUGAGCAGGGUCAUUGGAGCUGUUUUGGGCGGGACGUUCAGUUCCACGUCAACAGGUUUCACAAGAGCCGUGUCACCAGUUUCAUAACAUCAGACGCCUGAUCCUUCUCUUGUUCUCAACGACGUGCUUGAAGAUGAAUCUUGUGAAACACACAGGCGGCUGCCACUGUGGGGCUGUUAGAUUUGAAGUCUCGAGUUCACCAGACCUCCAUGUUUUCCAGUGCAACUGCAGCAUUUGCACAAAGAAACAAAACAAUCAUUUCAUCGUUCCAAAAAAUCUCUUCACACUCUUACAGGGGUCCGACAAUCUGACCACAUACACAUUUAACACACACGUUGCCAAGCACACGUUUUGUAAAACCUGUGGAGUUCAAAGUUUCUACACCCCACGCUCCAACCCUGAUGGCUACGGCGUUGCGCCGCACUGCCUGGAUCCAGGUACCGUCCACAGCGUCACAGUGGAGAACUUUUGUGGUGAGAAAUGGGAAGAAAGCAUGGAGGCUCACAAGAGCAUCAGAGACAUGUCCCAAAACCCCAGCUGAGAGCAAAGCAAAAUAACACAAACUUGAUGGAAGAAUGAAUCAUUUUUUUAGGAAUGCUUUAGAGUAUUUUUGUACAUAUUAUAAAAAAUCCUAACUCAUUCAAACCCUGGAGUUGUUUUUAUACAGUGUAAAGACAUUAAAGACGUUUCUGUAGCAAUAAAAGAUGGGUUGUUCUUG